UCAAGCGUCAGCCAGACACUUGGCCUCCAGGCAUGUGGGAAGGUGAGGGAGGAGGGAAAAAGGCUCUGCACCAAGACGGCAUCGCCGGAGCUCCCGCCACUGCUUCCGAGUGAAGACAUAGAGCGCUAGAGCUUUCUGCUUCCCCCUCUUCCCUCCUGGAGGCCAUUUCUCCACAUUUAACCGGGAUAAAGAGGGGGCACCGCGCCGAGUCAGAACAAGCCAGGAUCGCCAUCCCCCAACUGCCGACCCUGCUUCGGCCCCCGGCCCAGGCGGGGCGAACUGGCCUUGGGGGACGCUGAAGUUACUCGGAGAAAGAGGGAGGGUUCGCCAAGCUGCUCUCCAAUCGCCUUGGCAGUUCCAGUUAUUUGCAUCUAUUAUGCUAAUGAAAGACCUCCGGCUCAGCUCCCACCCGAGCGGCUCGCCCCUCUGGGGCUCUCCCCGGCCCCGCCCACGGGCUGGGCGAAGGUGAAUAUAUUAUGCUAAUAAGGCGGGCUUCUGCCUGCCUCGGGAAGGGGGGCGCACUGCCGCGGGAGCCGCGGGCUGCAGGCCGCUCGCCGGGAGUGGGUCGGGGGAGGGACGCCGCUCGUCGGAGCGCGCGCGCACUCAUACACGAGCAUCCCGAAGGGUAUUUAAGGCUCGCACACGCCGGGCUGCGGAGAUACUUCGGGCGGCCGCCACUGGCGCCUCACCACCCGCGUUUUCUCCUUGGGUAUUUCUUUCUCCUCUCUGCUCUUCCCCACUUGGCCACCCUUUUUGCACUGCGCUCUCGCGGUCUGUCUCAGCCUUUUUGCCUGGAACUGAAUCUAGGUGGGAAACGGAGAUAAAACACCGAAUAGGUAGUAACGAGGCAAACUAACAGAGGCGCAACAGGUCCGGUGCUCUGUGGCCAGGGUCAGCGGCGGCCCCUCGCAGCGCCUCUGCCGCUGUCCCCGGGACCCCGCGCGGCCGCUCUCUUCAGAGGAGGUCCCGGUCCUCGGAGGGGCCAGGAGGGACACCGGGGGGUGGGUUUCACUCUGGAUUUUACCUUAACGCCACCGGUCCGCGGACCGAGGGUGCUUUUGCCUCGCAGCUGGGAGGGGAGAAGAAAGCGGAGGAUGGUCCAGGUCUGCGGUUCUCGGCGCUGAUCCAUCCUUGCGCUCCGGCUCCGACUCCGCCAACUAGUUGUGCAGCCAUCGGGACGGAACUUUGCAGGAAUCAUCCUUUUUCUUUUAAGAUUAUUGGAAGUGCUAGAGGGUGGGAGGCGAAGCCAAGACAGCCGACCUCGCCACGAUGCUGGUGAAGAAGCAAGCGGUGAAAGGAGGGGGCCGGGAUCCGGGCUCAGAGGACCGGAGCCCAGCCGGGCAGCCGUGUGCCCGCCCCGUGUCCCUGUGCGCGGCCCUGGCCACCCUCCUGUCGGUGGUGGCCGUGAUGUCUUGUCUGUACCUGGGGGUGAAAACCAACGACCUCCAGGCGAGGAUCGCUGCCCUCGAGUCUGCCAAAGGAGACCCUUCCAUCCGUCUGCUGCCUGAUUGUGUGGAUCAGCUCAAAGCAAUGGUGCAAGAGAAAGUGGAGCGACUUCUGGCUCAGAAGUCCUAUGAACACAUGGCUAAAAUAAGAAUCGCGAGAGAAGCGCCUUCAGAAUGCAAUUGCCCGGCAGGUCCUCCAGGGAAACGGGGUAAAAGGGGCCGAAGAGGAGAAUCUGGUCCUCCUGGUCAGCCGGGUCCUCAGGGCCCUCCUGGUCUAAAAGGUGAUAAGGGAGAACAGGGCGAUCAGGGACCUCGGAUGGUGUUUCCUAAAAUCAAUCAUGGGUUUCUCUCUGCUGAUCAGCAGCUCAUUAAACGCCGCCUGAUUAAGGGUGACCAAGGUCAGGCUGGGCCGCCAGGCCCGCCAGGCCCCCCGGGCCCAAGAGGGCCGCCUGGGGACACAGGGAAGGAUGGCCCCCGUGGAAUGCCAGGCGUGCCCGGUGAACCAGGGAAACCAGGAGAACAAGGCUUGAUGGGUCCUCUGGGGCCUCCAGGACAAAAGGGUUCUGUUGGAGUACCUGGAAUUCCAGGGAUGAAUGGACAAAAAGGUGAACCCGGGUUACCUGGAGCAGUAGGACAGAAUGGAAUACCAGGGCUAAAGGGAGAACCUGGAGAACAAGGAUUAAAGGGAGAUGCUGGAGAGAAUGGCCCCAAAGGUGACACAGGCGAAAAGGGUGACCCUGGAUCGUCUGCUGCAGGAAUUAAGGGAGAACCCGGAGAAUCUGGUCGUCCAGGGCAAAAGGGUGAACCAGGGCUUCCUGGGCUUCCUGGACUUCCGGGGAUAAAGGGAGAACCAGGUUUCAUUGGUCCUCAAGGAGAACCAGGCUUACCAGGGUUACCAGGAACAAAGGGUGAACGUGGGGAGGCAGGGCCUCCUGGACGAGGGGACCGAGGGGAGCCUGGAGCCCCUGGACCAAAGGGGAAACAAGGGGAAUCAGGAACUAGAGGCCCGAAAGGGUCAAAGGGCGAUCGCGGAGACAAAGGGGACUCUGGAGCCCUGGGACCAAGGGGUCCACCUGGUCAGAAGGGAGAUCCAGGAGCCACGGAGAUCAUAGACUACAAUGGCAACCUCCACGAAGCCUUGCAGAGGAUUACCACCUUAACAGUCACGGGUCCCCCUGGACCACCUGGACCUCAAGGACUACAAGGGCCAAAGGGAGAGCCAGGAUCCCCGGGAGUCCCAGGAGUUGAUGGAGAGCAGGGACUCAAAGGCUCAAAGGGAGACAUGGGGGACCCAGGUAUGCCAGGUGAAAAAGGAGGAAUUGGACUUCCUGGACUACCGGGUGCCAACGGAAUGAAAGGAGAAAAAGGAGACUCGGGAUUGCCAGGUCCACAGGGCCCUUCCGUCAUAGGCCCACCAGGCCCACCAGGUCCCCAUGGUCCACCAGGCCCCAUGGGACCCCAUGGACUUCCUGGACCAAAGGGUGAACCAGGGUUAAAUGGUGUUAAAGGAUUGAAGGGUGAAGCAGGUCAAAAGGGUGACAGAGGACCCCUUGGUCUUCCAGGAGCAUCUGGCUUAGACGGAAAGCCAGGAGCCCGGGGUUCAGAUGGCCCUAUGGGACCCCAUGGCCCUGCAGGUCCCAAAGGAGAAAGAGGUGAAAAAGGAGCUAUGGGAGAGCCGGGACCCCGAGGGCCGUACGGUCUGCCCGGGAAAGAUGGAGAGCCUGGUCUUGAUGGUUUCCCUGGUCCACGAGGCGAGAAGGGUGACCUGGGAGAAAAGGGGGAAAAGGGGGAAAAGGGAAAGAAAGGCAAAAAGGGGCCUAAAGGGGAGAAAGGAGAACAGGGUGCUCCUGGAUUAGAUGCACCGUGCCCGUUGGGGCCAGAUGGAUUACCCAUGCCUGGCUGUUGGCAAAAGGGGGUUACACCGUGGCUUAUUGCCAAAAAGUGAUAAGGUGGCGGAGAGCACACACACAAAUGGUCUUGUAUUUUACGGGCGCUGCGGUCCCAGCUACGGAUCUUCAGCUUCCAGUAUUGUGGGCUCACGUGGCCUCCUUGGUUAAAACGUCCAGGGGCCGAGCUGGUUGCUGACACCAGUUUUCCUUGGGCUCCCCUUGGCAGUGAAGACAAGGAGAGAGGAUUGGUUCAGCCUCCUGCGCUGUCUCUCGUGUGACCAAGUAGAAAAGAGGUUUACAAAAAGGCAGGCACCCAGAAUAGUGGACUUUUAUUUUUUAAAUAAACCAAAUUCCAGCAAGUGCUAAAAUGGGUGCAUUUGGAAAAUAACAGAGGCAUACAGCACUUCUUUGGGGUAGGAGGUUCUUGUAAUGGCAGUCCCUGUUCCUGAAGACAAAGCAUGUGUGUACAUCUCACGAAAGCUUGGGUUGCUGAAGAAAUAACAAAUCCCAGGAAAGGGGUGGAUGAGACAACCCUUCCUGAAGAUGUGGGAGAGUUCACCCUGCAUUACCUACAGAAGCUGGUGUGAGAGCUUCCCUCCCAUCCAAGAUCCAAUCCGUGCUAAACGUUUUCUACGAACUUCUAGAAACAGAUAUUUUCCAUUCUUUUUAAUACUUUUCUCUUUUAGUCCCAGGAAUAUUCAGGAAACUUUUUUUUUUCAGCUUUUGUCACAUUUAUUUUGAACAAUUGUUUUUUUUCCUUCAAAGCCUUGCAACUUGGUAUAUCAAUGGUCCAGAUGAGCUUUUGCUAACUUCUCUCUUGUUCUGAAUAAUUGAGGAGAAUAUAAAAGAAGCUCCACUUUCAGUUCGAUCAUUGUAAAGCAUCAAAGUUAAGCCAUUUUUCAGGACUUUUUGACUUUUUUUGUAGGAUGACUAUAACAUACAUAGUGAUUAUCAGUUAAGAUAAAGUCAAGAUUUGGUCACAUUUGAUAGUAUUAACUCAUUUCUAUUUCUUGUAGUUCUAUUGAGAUCUAAGUUGUAUCUAUAUUUAGAUUUCUUUUAUCUUUUUUAUAUUUCUAAAUGUUUGUCUUAUGCACAGACCAAAUCUGAGAUCUCAGAAAGCUGUGAAAUAUAGUUGCCAUUAAGAGUAUUUUUUCAACUACUUGCUCAAAAGUUACCUAACUGUAUUACACUGAGCAUUUCUUUGCACAGUAAAGAGUUGCUAGCGUGUUUUGAAAUGACUUGUUCUAGUGGAAGGGUUACAUUAGGAGGAACAUCAUCAAUGAACAGUCACUCUUUCAACCCAUUGGACAAUAUAAUUUCUCAUUUCAGGCCACUUUGUUGGAAAUUUUCUGGUUUCAUGUAUAGGUUUUCACCAGCAGAGGGGAAAUUACCUCACCAUUGGCUUCUGGUGACAACAGUUAGGAUAUGAUUGUAAGACAGGGAUCCUAAGAUCCUUAUGAUCUCUUUCAGAUUAUUUAACCAAAUGCUCAGUUACACAAAAUGCCUUCUUUUUGCUUCGAUUACGUUUUGGAGAAUUGAAAGAUGUUUGAACGAAUCUAUCAAUCAAGUUGGUAACAUUUUUAGUAACAUUCCACACUCCGAAACCAAUUUAGCCUUUUUCGAACAAAAGAGGGCAUUUUCUACCCAUCUCUUGUAUGAGCUGGCUAGGAUAUGGUGUUUUUUCAAUGUCUGAAAAAAUUUGUCUUAAAUGGUUUGGAAAAAUGAACUAAAGCGGGUAAAGCUACAAUCUCUUCAGGAAAACAAACAGUAGUGUCUUGAGAAAAAUCUGGUGGCUAUAUUUCUUCCUAUCUAUCUUUCUUCCUACUCCUCUAGCAGAAAGAGGAAUUGAGAUGGAUCACUACUUAAAACUUGCACAGCUUCAAAAGAGAAUACCUCAACAUCAAAAGAGAAACAUUUCACGUACAAAAAAUAUAUAUAUUUUUUAAACACAGCCCUUUAGAAUACUGUUCUAUCCUAUAUGUAAAUUGAGGUUUUGCUCCAUAACUGAUUUGACAAAAUUGAUUUUUAUUCCAUGAUUAAACUAUCAAUAUAUUUAUUUCUUUGGGGAAAACCAAAGGACCGUGGUCCUCCUCUUUGUUCCAUGGAAUUACUAGGUCUUAACCGCCAUGCAUAACCUUCAGCUUUUGUUAUUAAAAUAUUUAAAUCAUCCAUUUUGUUAUCAACGUAGAAAAUCCGCAAGUAAUUGCUUAAUGAACUCAUGAAUGUGUCCGCUGAUAUAUGUGUUGGCAGAUACAUAUCUUUCUUUAAGUUUUCUUUCUUUUAAUUUUUCAUUGGAUAGAAGAUUAAGAAAAAAUACAUGAAAGACACAUUGGAAAUAAGUCAAGAUCAGGUUCUAUUUCUGAUAAGCAUCUUUAAAGAAUGUCAAAUUGGUAUGUGUUUUAGAUUUUAAGUUGUUUUCCAUUUAUGUUGGUGCUAAUGUAUUUCUUUUUCUUUAUGGAAAAUGCAAUUCUACUAUGGAUAAUUUCAUUUCUCUGUUUAAUAGCAUUCCUAAACUGUUAGUGUGUGAUUUUAAUUUUAAAGUUUAUGGAUUUACUAUAAUUAUGGUUCAAUGACCAGUCUUUCUUAAUGUAAAAGAAAACAAAACAGCGUACCCUUAGAUGAUGCGUGUUUAUUUGGAUGGUGAAUCCUCUUAUUUCAUGUUCAUUUCAUGUACCAUAUGCCUUUAUCACCUUUCAUCUUUUAGCUUAUAUAAUUUGAUCGAGUGACAGAACCAACAUUAGACAAGUCUGCAUACAUUCAUAGAGUACCUAACACAUAAAUAUGCUGAAAUUUUUCUUCUAGUUUUCAUUUUCAUUAUGAAAAGCAGUCAUGAAAGGUUUUUCUUUCUUAUUUGAUUUCAUAGAAAACAUGAGAAUAUCUUUAAUUUCUACCAAAAAUUAUCUGUUCUUAAACCCUGUGCAUGACGUUCUGAUGGGACAGUAAGAACUCCGAUUCACCCAGUAGUUCAAUCUAUAUAUGCUUUGUCUACAACAUAUAUAUAUAUAUAUAUAUAUAUAUACACCUCUCUGCUAGUUUGGAAAUAAUCAGCAUGAUCAAAUUAAUGGAAAAAUUAACUGGCAUCAUAUCUUUAUCACUUAGAAAACAUGCUUAAUUUUCCAAAGUUUUAUUUUUAAUGUUUCUGUUGUAGCAUAAAAAGUUAACACAAUAUUUCAUUCUUUUUUUUUUACCAUUAUAUAUAAUCUUGCCCAGAAAUAAGCAAUGCUUGUUAAGGUGGAUGAUAUUUUUAUGUCUCCUAAUAAAUGAUCAUAGGAACAUGCAGAUAUUGAUAUUUGAAAUCUUGUUUUUCUCUACUUCUUGAUAAUGAAUUUAUAUUAAUAGUUACUAUUACCAAAAAUGAACUUUAAAAUUUUUUACCAAAACAAACAAAAACCUUGCUAUCUCUAAAAAGUCAGGACUACAACAACUUAACCUUAUAUUCUCAAAAAUAAUGAUUAAGAACAGUCACUUGUGAUUCUGGCUGUUAAAACAAUUCAUUCCUAAUGGAAUUAACAUACUUGACCAGUUAUGAUUCAGCUAAGUUAUUUUAGAAUAUAAAGACCUUCAAUCCCUAAUCUUUUCCAUUUUUGUUGAAAUAGCUUCAUAUCAGCUGGAUUUACUAUAUGCCAUAGCAGAGAUACCCUUACAACUUAAAUUUUAAGUGGGUUUUGUUUUUGCUAAUUCAAUACUGAAAUAUUUUAAUGGCAUUUCUCAUUUUUUAAUGUAUUUAAAUGCAGAAGUUAUCCUAUGCUGCUUAUUGACAAAAUUGUCCUUUGGGGAAUAAGACUUUUUCAACCUGACCUUUUACAUUUGAUUUACUGAUAACAAAGUACCAACAUUUCUCAAAAUGCAGUGGAUUUUCUCAUAUAUAUCAGAAAUAUUAAUAAAUUGGAUUCACUAAAGAAUGUCUUACAUAUUAUUGACAUUUAUGUGAAUAUUCUUUAUACUGUUGUAAAUGUUUCAUGCAGUUUAAUAACAUUUUUAAAAGAUGUAUGUAUCUGAUUUUCCUUUAGAAAAUAUAUUUUUAUUUGUAUUUUUUACAUUUUAAAGUUCAUCUCUAUGUGCAGCUAUUUUUAUAUUGCCAAAAAAAAUCACAUAAAUACAAAAUGAGAGAAAAUGCAAAAAAAAAAUAUUUUGGCAAGCAUUACACUGCAUAUUUUUCUUAAUGUUUUGUGGGCCAGUCUCAUAUAAUUGAUUAUUCUAAGAAUGUGUUGUGUCUUACCACUGUAAAUAUGGCACAAACCUGUUUUUCUUGGUAGUGUAAAUAAUUGAAAGAUUGAAUUCUCCCUGUUUGAUUUCUUGUUUCAUUUCACUAUCAUUUCUCCAGCUGAGAUUACUGAAUCAAAAGACACAAAUGGUUUUUGAUUUGCAGCCUGGAGAUAACUGCCUUGUGUUCAGUUUCUAAUUUGUUUUUAUUUGCUUUUUUAACUUGUUUUCAGGGUUCCUAGUUUGUGAGAAGUUGAUCUUCAUAAUUAUUUUUACACUAUUUAUGACUUAUUUUCAUAAUGUAAAAAGUGUGUAAUUAUUACAAUAUUAAUCCAAACAUGGUCAUGAAUUGUAUUGUUAUAAAGCUUUAUUGAUGUUCACGAA
Molecule: messenger RNA, 7921 nt
Organism: Cervus elaphus (red deer)
Lineage: Eukaryota; Metazoa; Chordata; Mammalia; Artiodactyla; Cervidae
Gene: COL25A1
Product: collagen type XXV alpha 1 chain
Exons: 39
Coding region: 1270-3390 (706 amino acids)
Source: RefSeq, a predicted model, not a curated record